Messenger RNA from Oikopleura dioica, 3303 nucleotides. Lineage: Eukaryota; Metazoa; Chordata; Appendicularia; Copelata; Oikopleuridae. The record is from the annotation of a GenBank genome assembly.
AUGACCGAAAAUGAUCCUUCUCCCGAGGUCCAAGACAGCGAAGAGGCGCCAAAAGACAAAAUUGACGAAGAAAAGCUGCUAGAAAAUCUUCUCACUGAUAUUUCCGACCGGCUGAAUGCCAGAAAAGCUGCUCGUGAAGAAAAUGCUGAUCCCAAUUUCGACAAAAACAAGCCAAAAGGCAAGCUUGAUUCGACGGUGAAAAAGAACUCGGCUUUCGUGAAGAAAUUGGGGGCGAUCAAAGAAAAUCAAAAAGAAGCGCUUGAGAAGGAAUUCGCUGGAUUGAAUUUCGGGCGAUACAUCGCCGAAGCAGCGGCGGCGAUUGCAGAUGCGAAGUUCAAAACAGCCGAUAUCGAUGCUGUCGUCAGCCUUUGCCAGAAAAUUCACCAACGAUACGAGGAUUUUAUGGAAGCGCUGUUUUCUUCGUUCAAGAAAAAGUUUACUCUGUCCAAAAUCGCCGACGAACCAGCAAAGCACAAAAACGAUUUAAAGAUUAUUUGCGAGUUGACUGUCCUCGGCGUUUUUAUGGACAAACAAGGGUUGGGAAUCCUCCAUCAUGAGAUCAAAGCGCUGAUUGAGUCGGACAAGGAGAAGUUUGAACAUAUCAAUGUUGUGCUUUCGCUGUUGAAGUCGAUUGGAGAAGAUGUGGCCGGAAUUGUGCCGCCAAAUAUCAGGGAACUUUGCAAAAAGCAAAACCAAGAUCUUCCAGUCCUUUCCGUUUUCGAACCAAAGAAGAUGAACCAUUUCAUCGCCCUCUUCACUGACUACUUCGAGAAGCUCAAUGUCUGCCUCAAAUCGCAAUUUGACAAGCUCAAGAAAAUGGAGAAAACGAACCGUCAUAUUUACCAGCAGCGCGGUGAAAUUCACGAAGAACGUCGCUCCGCCCUUCUCGAUCAGCAAUCAAAAGUCAGAGAACUGACGGACUUUGCCAAGUCGUUUGGAGAGCUCUUAGACUUGGAGAUUGUUCAUAUGCCGGAAGACUCCCCGGAGGACAAAGAAAUGAGCAUCGAUAUUUAUCACCCAGAGCGGGGAAUUGAAAACUGCGAAAUGGACGACUGCUGGGAAGAUGAAGAUCAACGACUUUUCUACACUUCUUUGCCGGACCUGAAAAGCCUCGUCCCAAUGAACGCCUGGAAAGACUCCGAGAAAGAAAGAGGAGGGAAACAUAUUCCGAAGAAAACGGGCGUCAAGGAUAAAGGAAAGCGAAAGGCAGAUCAGGACAUUCAAGAGGAAAUUGCAGCAGGCCUGUCGGAACUGUACGGCGAUGAUGAUUUUGGAGAUGACGAUCAUUUGGAGGAUGAUAAGGAAGAAAUUGAUCCGAAGGAACUUUCAGCAAAAGAAGAAUUCGACGCUUACAUGAAAUCCCUGAUGACAAUCUACAACCGAGAACUGGUCGAUUCGGCGGCUCAAGAAUUCCUCCUAAACCUCAACACCCCCGCUAAUCGAAAGCGCCUUCCACGAGAAAUCUGGAAAGUAGAUCGCCGAAGAGUCGAUCUGCUCCCUUUCUUCACCCGACUUGCCGCAUCGCUGGGCGAAUGUGCGCCAAAAGUACCGGAUGAUUUGGCCUCUUAUCUGCUCAAGGACUUCCGAUACCAUCUUCGAAAGAAAGACCAGGUUCACUUCGAUGUUAAAAUCAAAAACGCCCGCUACAUCGGCGAAGCUACCAAGUUCGGUCUCAUUUCUCGUUCAGAAGCCACUACUUGUCUGAAAAUUCUCGUCAUUGAUUUCUCAAUUGUCGCGAUAGAAAUGAUCUGCGGCUUGCUAGAAUCAGCUGGCAGAUAUCUUUUCCGAUCACCAGAUUCACAUCAGAAGACGAAACUGCUUCUUGAGCAGUUGAAAAGGAAGAAAAAUUCGAAGAACUUGGAUCAGCGGCUUCUUGCGCAGUUAGACAACGCGAUCUACUGCUGCAAUCCGCCUGUAGAAGGCACGAGAGAAGUCGUAAAACGACCAGCAAUCGAGGAAUACUGCUGCCGACUACUGUACGAUCAUUUGUCCAAAAGAAACGUUGAUUUCGUUCUGAAGCAGUUCCGAAAAAUGAACUGGAAAGACCCUGAGAUGCGUGAAUUUAUCGUUGGCGUCUUAUCGAAAGGAUACAAUAUUAAAUUCUCAGUCGUUCACUGUGCUGCGAGUGUUCUCGCUGGAUUGUCGAGCUAUCACGAGGAGGAAGCGAUCGAAGUCGUUGACAAUAUACUUGAAGAUAUCAAGGCUACGAUGGAGUUUCCCGAUCCAAGAUUUAACCAAAGAAGGUUGAUUCAGGUGAAAUACUUGGGCGAGCUGUACAACUACAAAAUGGUUGAUUCAAAUGUCAUCUUCACAACCCUUUACUCCUUCAUUACCCUUGGCGUAGCACCCGAUCCACUGACGAUGGUAUCGCCACUUGACCCUCCAGAAAAUCUCAUCAGACUUCGGCUAGCUACAGUAAUGCUGGAAACAUGUGGUUGUUUCUUUGACAAAGGCUCGGCAAAGAAGAAAUUGGACAUUUAUCUUCAGUACUUGCUCCGCUACUGGCUUAUCAAGAAAGAGCUGUACGCGAUCCACAACCAAGCGUUCCCCCUGGGAAUGGACCACAUCAUUCAAGAUUGCGUCGAGUCGCUGAGACCCAAGCUAAAAAUUCCUCAGACACUCGAUGAGGUAGGCGCGGCUAUUGAGAAGAUUGAAACCGAAGCGAUGGAGAAACUAGAGCAAAUGGGAUACCAGAAUGAUGAUCAAGGAAAUGCUGGCUUAGGAAUGAUAGCAGAAGGAGAUGAAGACUCACAAGACGAGCAGCUCUCCGAGUCUGUGACCGAUACAGACACGCAGACCGAAGCGGAAAAUGAAAUAACAGUCCCUAAGGGGAACAAAUACGAGGAAUGCCAAGAAGACGACGAUUUCGUGAAGGAAUUCGAAAACAUGAUGAAAGCAGACGAGGGAAUGGGUUCCGCAAAAGCCACCGAUCUGAAUGUCCCAAUGAAUGCGAAAAAGGCCAUCGACCCUGACACAAAAGAAGACGGAAAAGUCGUCUUCGCCUUGGUCACAAGAAAGGGCAACAAAACCGACGUCAAAGCUCUCCAUGUCGACCAAGACUCACGACUUGCUCAAGGACUUGAAGCAGCAGAACGAGAAAGGACAAAGAAACAAGAAGAGAUGAAGAACUUGACUCUUUCGCUCGCGGAGAACUUGGCGAUCGAGGAAGACACGGCAGAGGCGAUCGGGCUGAAUAAAAUUCCUUCAGAAAAUAGGAACCACGAAAGAGCAAAGAAGUACCAACAUCCGAAGGCUCCUCCAAACGCCGACCAAAUGUUUUCCGUCGGAGGCCGCAGACGCUGA